Messenger RNA from Achroia grisella, 1725 nucleotides. Its product is annotated as dihydrolipoyllysine-residue succinyltransferase component of 2-oxoglutarate dehydrogenase complex, mitochondrial-like. Gene Ontology annotation, molecular function: dihydrolipoyllysine-residue succinyltransferase activity. Lineage: Eukaryota; Metazoa; Arthropoda; Insecta; Lepidoptera; Pyralidae. Gene Ontology annotation, biological process: tricarboxylic acid cycle. The transcript is spliced from 11 exons. Gene Ontology annotation, cellular component: oxoglutarate dehydrogenase complex. The coding region runs from base 1 to 1566 and encodes 521 amino acids. The record is from RefSeq and is a predicted model, not a curated record.
AUGGUAAUAAAAGACACGGCACAAGUUAAUGAAAAUUUCACCCAAAAACAUAAAUCUCUUAAAGUGGCUCACAUUUUCGCGGACGACGCCUCUCGAUUGGCGCAUUUCGAAUAUUCCGACUCUCAUUUCAAUGCCAGUAAUAUAUGUAUCUGCAUGGUGACUAAUACUGUGAUAAUGGAAUUUAAUGUAAAUAAUAAUAUAAUAAUACCCCUCAAUUCUGUCAACGCAUCCAUCACAUCUUGUUCCAAGAUAUCACUAAGCAAAUUACUGACGUCACAACAACCGAAUAGCAUUCCACGAAGUUGUACAAUAACAUCGGUUAAAAAUGUAACAUGUGUACGAGGAUACCAUUUGCCGUACCAAAAAUACCUUCUGAAACACGCCAUUCACACUAACAUUCGAUUGCAAGCUGUGGAGACUGUGAAGGCGCCCACAUUUCCAGAUUCGGUCACAACCGGCGAUGUGAAAUUAAUAAAAAAACAAGGCGACGCCGUGACUAUGGACGAAGUUGUAUUAGAAAUAGAAACAGACAAGACCGCACUUCCGGUGAUGUCGCCAGGCAGUGGAACAAUAGUCAAGAUGCUUGUAAAAGAUGGAGAUGCAGUUAAAUCACAACAAGUACUUUUUGAGGUGGAUGUAACAGGUGUGGCGCCUGCCAUGGCUGCUACACCUGCAGCAACACCAGCACUCUCCAAGCCAGCGACUGCUACUCCUGCCCCCGCAAUUGCCGCAGCCAAAACAACCCCCGCCGCUAAACCCACCCCAGUUGCAGCAAAACCCGCUGCUAAAGCUGCUGCUAAAAAACCAACUGGACCCACUCUCGCUGCAGAAAAAAUCGGUGAUCCAACAAAGACAAUUUCUGGUACUCGCACUCAACAUCCUGUGCCCAUGAACAAAAUGAGGAAACGUAUCUCAGAACGAUUGAAGGAGGCUCAGAACACCACAGCAAUGUUGACCACGUUCAACGAAUGUGAUAUGACAAAACUAAUAGCAUUCCGGAAAGCGAAUUUGGAAACUUUCACGAAGAAAUACGGAGUGAAAUUGUCAUUCAUGUCACCGUUCCUGAAAGCGGCUGCCAACGCUCUGAUGGACCAGCCCGUAAUUAACGGCGUCAUCAUCGGAGACGAUAUUAUUUACAGAGAUUACGUGGACAUCUCAGUGGCAGUGGCAACUCCUAAAGGACUGGUGGUGCCCGUUGUGAGGAACGUCGAGUCAAUGGAUUAUCCGCGAAUAGAACUGGCGUUGAGUUUGCUUGCCGAGAAAGCGAAAAGCGGUAAAUUGACACCAGCAGAUAUGCAAGGUGGUACGUUCACCAUCAGCAACGGAGGAGUCUUCGGCUCGCUACUCUCAAUGCCCAUCAUCAAUCUGCCACAGUCCGCCAUUUUGGGAAUGCACGCCAUAUUCCAAAGGCCAGUUGCUAUACAGGGCAAGGUGGAAAUUAGGCCGAUGAUGUAUCUGGCUUUGUCGUACGACCACAGACUGAUCGACGGUCGUGAAGCUGUGUUCUUCUUGAAGAAAAUCAAGUCAGGCGUAGAAGACCCGACUUCAAUACUGGCUGGUGUAUAAAGAGAUAGACAACUCGCAGAGACAUCGAAGUGUACGAACGAACUGAUCAAUGGACUGGGUCCAUAUAUGGAGUUUUUUAAAAGAAAAGUAGAUAGAGAAAUUAUAGGAUUAACUUCUACCUUUAUCUUUGUAAUAUGGGUUAUAUUCUACAUAUAAAGU